Neoarius graeffei (lesser salmon catfish) is the source of this 4506-nucleotide messenger RNA. RefSeq names its product sorting nexin 11 (gene snx11). NCBI's taxonomy places the organism in Eukaryota, Metazoa, Chordata, Actinopteri, Siluriformes, Ariidae. Gene Ontology annotation, biological process: intracellular protein transport. The transcript has 7 exons. The record is from RefSeq and is a predicted model, not a curated record. Bases 135 to 1121 code for a protein of 328 amino acids. Gene Ontology annotation, molecular function: phosphatidylinositol binding.
AAAGCGGAAGUGGAUUGUUUCCUGACAAAUUAGUCGUCUGAACACAUUUAAGCUUUGUUUUUAGUCAUUUCCUGUACAUUCAUCCUCAAAUUAUGGCAGCAGCUUGAUCUAUGGAGGUGGGAUGGUGAAGAUAUAUGGUUGUUACCGGUAUUUUUGUUAAAGAUGUUAUGUGUUCACUCACAAUUGGCAGGAUGCUCAAAAGUCAAGGAGAUGUAAGACCUCUUUCGGAAUUCAUUACUGUGAGAGUUCAGGAUCCUCGCGUGAUGAACGAGGGAUCAUGGAAAUCGUAUGUGGACUACAAGAUUUUUCUUCAUACCAACAGCAAGGCAUUCACAGCUAAAACCUCCUGUGUGCGUCGGCGAUAUAGUGAGUUUGUGUGGCUGCAAAGGAAACUGCAGAAGAAUGCUGGUCUGGUACCUGUUCCUGACCUGCCUGGAAAGUCUUUCUUCCACUUUAACAACAUAGACUUCAUUGAAAAGAGGAGAAAGGGCUUACAGAGCUUCCUGGACAAGGUAGUUCACAUGACUGUGUGCCUGUCCGACAGCCAGCUCCAUCUGUUUCUGCAGACUCAGCUUCCUGUUGGUCACAUUCAAGACUGUGUGAAUGGUCACACUCCUUACAGUGUGACUGAUGCCAUUCUAACAUAUGCCUCAUCCAAUCGUGGCUGGGCUCAGGAGGAAGUGGACGGGUCACUGGAGCCAUGCCCAACACCAAUUUCUUAUGAAUCAGUUGAAAGUCCCUCUCCGAACGUUCCCCCUGUACGACAUGAAGGAGGAGCUGUCGACAAGCCUGACCUAAACCCUGUUGACUCAAAAUUGCAAGAAGACAAUACAACUGUAGAUACUGCAGCUCCUCGAGAUGGCCGAGAAGGAAGCGCACAGGACUGGGAGAAUUGUGAACACCUGGAGGUGGAAAUCCAUCAGCACGUUCCUGUUUUGAACACCCAAAACACUAAAGAAGGAAGUGAUCUCGGUAUACUAGAUGAGCAAACACACAUACACGACACCACCAUGGACACCAAUGCUAAUGGAAUUGGAUGUGUGGUCUUGCAGGCACCCAUUGCAGCAGAUAAGUCUCAGUCGAACCAUGUAGCUAGUAAUAAAUUGGUCAACUGUUUUUAGUCCUCAUAUUCCCCAUUCUGAGAGGCAUGUUAUAGUUUAGAGAAUGUAUAUAGUGAGUUAAACCAAACGCAGCUUAUGUGAAGACACUACAUUAUAAUUGUCACUUUGGAUCCAUGUUAACCUGCAGACCCGAGCUCUUUGAGAACUGUUUGUGGGUAAAGCUGAACAGUUUCAACUCUACUGUUAGUAUCUAGUAAAGAGAGCCAAAAUCAAAUCGAGAUGAAUAACCUGACCACUGGAAGUCAUUGAGACACCAGUGGUGAAUUAAAGUUGUCUGAUAAAGAUUCUGCUUAGCUGAAUAGACACAAUGUGGGGAUUUUUUUUUUUUUUCUUUUCCCCGGUUUUUUUUUUUUUUUUUCGGUUGGGUCUUUUUUUUUUUUUUUUUUUAGUAGUAAAUGUUCACAUUUGAUGGUUACUUUUUACAAAAAGGGUAGAAUACAACCUAAGUGUAUAGCUGAGAUGUUGAUUAGGGGCCAUCAAGGCUUUCUGGCAGUGCUGAAAGUGUACAUGAACAUGAUGUACUAAAAAAAAAAAUACAAUAAGACACAGUUUCGAGUGAAGGGUGCAGUGUUUGAACCUGUUUAUGUAUAUCAGUAAAUCAAAGUUCUGAAGAGAUUUUCAAGCUGACGUCCUAUUCUAGUGGCUCAAUCUUUGGACGCCCUGAAAUAAAUGACCGUAAAAAGAGAGAACCAGGUGGUCAUGCUGCCUGGGAAAUCAUGACGUUAUUAAACAUCAAGGGGCAAAGGUAAAACUUGUUUCAUAGGGUCCAGGCUUCCAAAGACUUAAGUGGUGUAGGUUUUUUUUUUUUUCUCUUUCCUGCUCUGCUGUAGACUGGAAUUUGGAAUCUAGUCUUAAGAUGCUUCACUCUCUCACGGAGUGUACAAAACAGCAUGGGUGACUCCUUGACAUAGACUUAAUGUGCAUGGAGUUGAUCGUUGAGAGACCAGGGUUUCUGAUAUCUGAGCUCUCUAACGCAGAUGACGGAAGAGAAUGAUUUCUAGGGAUUAGGACUUGUGCAAUUUUUUUUUUUUUUAAAAGAACAGCACACUCCUCAGUGUUGCCUAUAUGGGGGAUCUGGGUGGAGUGCAGCCAACACAGUAACUACUGGCACCCCUUGUAGUUUUGCAUUUCAAAGUUGUUGGCACCCUGACAAAGUGUCUUCUUCCCUCUUCUCAAACAUGUUGGUAUGUGGAAGGGUGACCUAUAAAUCACCCCCAGAUAUGAAUAGCUAUACAGAUGUCCAUGCAUGGUGCCCAGGUUGUUUUCCUGUCUCAUGCUUGGUGACACCUUGGUGAAGAUAAUGUUCUAAUGUUCAUAGCCUAGUUUCAGCAUGGCAGAGGCAACCAAAUUGGUUGGGCUAAAACAUCCCUCAAAAAUGAUCAUGAGAACAGCUGCAAGUAAUGAUUGGUGUACAACCAUUUCAUAGUGCCUGUGGGGGUGUUUUCUUGUAUAAAGUCCCCUCUUAUUGCUGGACACCCCAAUGAUGACUUUGAUUUAUUCAGUUUUUGCAGUGAGUACAUGUGCUCUAUUGUGCAGUCUUUUUCUAAACUUAAUGGUGAUCUAUCCUCUAACAUUGAAACUUGAUAACCCUUAAACUGGAAUCCUUGGUUCCUACUUUGUUUACGUCACUUUGCUCUUUUACACUGUGCAUGGGUGCAAUAAGCGCAUGCUUUCUCCUUUUAGGUACAUGUGCAAAUGUUCCAGUUGUAAUUGGUUACUUCUGUUUGUGGUUUUGUACCUGUUACUUGAUUUGGUGUAGGUCAGUCUCAUUUCUGCGGAAAGCUGUUUGGUUUUCCAGGCAGGUGAAAAAAGUGCAGUGCACUCCAACGGUACGUUGUAUAAAAAGCAGUACAGACCCUAGAGGUUAGGACAUGAAAUUCUUUGCUUUUUACUAACAGACUUUACUGUUGUGAAAGUCUUUAGACUAUGUAAGUGGCAAUGUAAGCCAGUGCAAAGGGGGGGGAAGAGAAGUGUGGUUUUUGUUUGGGUGUGGGGUUUUUUUUUUUUUUUUAAACUGAAGCGUGCCAGUACUUCCUGUGUUGACUGUAUGUUGCCCAUUUACAGGGAAUAAAAUGUGUGAAGUAAAAUAUUUUGUAUACUGCAUGCUUUUGCUCUUAUUCAUCCUGGUAUGAAUACCAGAGCAAAAGGCUAGACAUAAGUCAUGUUCCUGGCACAGUGCAUUAUGGGUAUUCAAUAUGUCACUUAUUGGAUUUCUUGACUGCGUUGAAUAUUUCUUCAGUGCUUUUAGACAUGGCUUAAGUGGCAACUGUUCAAAAUGGUGCAAUAUGUUAAGGUGUAGUGGGGAAAAUGAUUUCAGUGCAUAUAAGUCUAGUGUUUCAUAUGCUGUUCGAAGCAGUGUGUCCUGAGUUGAACGGUCUGCCAUUCCAUUUAUAAACCUCCAUCCAACAGACUGUCCGAUCAUUGGUUAAAAAGGGAAACGAAUUGCACAAAUGCAAAAUUUAGUUAUUAGGCUAGUAUGAAAUUAUUUAAUUGCAUUUUGGAGGUUCUGCGUGGCAGACCUUUCUAGAAUUCUACAACUUUCAGCAAAAUACAACGCUGUAAAUGCUCUAGGAGGCAGACAUUAGGAAGACCAGCAUUAGACAAGUAGAGGCUUGGGGGGGGAGCUAUUGUCUCUUGUGAUAAAUCUCAGUUGCUGCUGCUGGGAUUUCAGUGUGGUAGAGUAAAGCACAAGUCCAGGUGCCUUUUAUACUUUAUCCCAGUAUUAAAGGACACUUGGAAUGAAUAGUGAAUCUGGAUUAAUUGAAGCUGUCUUGUGGAUGCAGUACAGUAAUGUGCCCCUAGUGUUUUGUACACUCAGCCCUUUGUAUAGGAUUCUGUUGUCUUGGGAUAUAGAAAAGCUUUUCUCUUGUACACUUUUUUUUUUUUUAACAUACUAAAGAUUGUAUAAUAUUGAGACCAGAAGAGCAAUAUACUACAGAUGAUCUGUGGCUGAUUUGAAUGUUGCACAAAGCAGAGCCACAUCAGUUAUUGGGUGGAGAAUACAUGGACAUGUUCACAGACAGGGGAUGCUACAUGCCCAGUCUAACACAGACAAAGCAAUAGUUAAACUACUGCUGUGCAGGGAUCAUGUACAUCAGGAUUCAGUGCUUAAUCCCGUCCCCCCCCCCCCCCUUAUUUCUCCAUAUUAUUGCACUAAAGUUAUGGGAAUGUGUGGGUUGUAGUUUACAACAGGCUGUUUACACUGUCCUAGGGAACACACUGUAAUAGAUAACAGAUUAACGGCAAAGGGAAUGUUUUUUUUUCUUUGAACUAAUUAUUUCUGAGCAUAACUGUGACCUACCCUUGUUUAAUUUCAUGCUGCAUUUGUUAUUGUUUAACUGAAUUAUAAAAGUUGUGCACCUGGAGUAGAGCAAAUUAAAUUAUU